AUGGUAUCCAUGACUGUCAGAGAUGCUUUAUAAAGUGCUAUGGCUGAUGAAAUUGCCCGUGAUCCUCAAGUUUUCUUAAUGGGUGAAGAAGUCGCUAAUUAUCACGGUGCCUAUAAAGUAUCAAAAGGUUUGCUUGAAAAAUUCGGUCCCGACAGAAUUGUAGAUACUCCUAUUUCUGAAAUAGGUUUUGCUGGUAUUGGUGUAGGUGCCGCUAUGUAUGGUUUAAAGCCAAUUAUUGAAUUUAUGACUAUGAAUUUCGCUAUGCAAGCUAUUGAUCAUAUUAUUAAUAGCGCUGCAAAGUUAAGAUACAUGAGUAAUGGUGACUUACAUACCUAAAUUGUUUUCAGAGGUCUUAAUGGACCCGCUGCUGCAGUAGCAGCCCAGCACUCUUAAUGCUUCGCUGCUUGGUAUUCUUCAUGCCCUGGCUUAAUAGUUAUUGCUCCUUAUGACGUAGAAGAUGCAAGAGGUUUAUUAAAGGCUGCUAUCAGAGAUCCUAAUCCAGUUGUUUUCUUAGAAAAUGAAAUUAUGUAUGGUAAAACAUUCACUGUCCCAGAAAGUGUAACUAAAGAAGAUUUUGUUCUCCCUAUUGGAAAGGCUAAGAUCAUGAGAGAAGGUACUGACGUCACUUUAGUUUCUUUUUCAAAGCCUGUUGGUAUGUGUCUUGAAGCUGCCGAAGAAUUGUAAAAGCAAGGAAUAAGUGCUGAAGUUAUCAAUUUGAGAACUAUCAGACCUCUUGACAGAUAAACUAUUAUAAACUCCAUCAAAAAGACUCACAGAAUAGUAACUGUUGAAGAAGGAUGGCCUCAAAAUGGUAUCGGUGCAGAAAUCUCUGCCAUGAUUUUCGAAUCUAGUGCCUUCAACUAUAUAGAUGCUCCUUUAGAAAGAGUUUGUGGUUUAGAUAUUCCUCUUGCCUACGCUCCAAACUUAGAAGCAAUGAGUCUUCCCAGCGUUGCCCAUAUUGUCAAUGCUGCUAAGAAGACAUUAGUUGGUCAUAAAUGA
Tetrahymena thermophila SB210 is the source of this 999-nucleotide messenger RNA. Its product is annotated as pyruvate dehydrogenase E1 beta subunit. The transcript has 7 exons. The record is from RefSeq and is a predicted model, not a curated record. Gene Ontology annotation, molecular function: pyruvate dehydrogenase (acetyl-transferring) activity. Gene Ontology annotation, biological process: pyruvate decarboxylation to acetyl-CoA. NCBI's taxonomy places the organism in Eukaryota, Ciliophora, Oligohymenophorea, Hymenostomatida, Tetrahymenidae.